ACCAGUGUUCUCAUUGAAGCUGCGGCACGCACUGCGGACUCUGUGCGCACGCUACUCGGAGCGCGUUUCCAUUGCUGAGUACAGAGGACCGCACCUGCUAGAACAUGUCUGCCUCAGGCAGCCCGCGGCCCCACACAACAUGGCUCAAGUCGCUCUCGCCGCGCUGGCCAUCUGCGUCCCCUAACUUGUCCAUGAUAUCCGCUUCGUCGUCCUUCGAGCUCCUCGGGCGUAACGAGCUUCUGCAGGCAUCCGAGUCAUCCGGAAUUGACGCGUCCGUGCCGUACCCCGAGGGCACGACGAUUGACUGGCACCGCGAGGAGGCUGCCGAGCGCGAAUGGAAGCGGACGUUACACUCACAAAGGGGCCUGCGUGGUGCCCUUGCGCCCAUUGCCGACUCAUCCAAGAUGUGGCUCGUCAUUGUGCUGACGGGUGUUGGAAUUGGCGUUGCGGGAGCAUGGCUGGACGUGCUAGUACGAUGGUUAGGCGAUUUGCGCGAAGGCCGCUGCGCGUACGGCUUUUUCUACAAUCAGGUAGCUUGUUGCAGUGGACUAGACCCCGGAGAGGUCUGCACAGAAUGGAAGACGUGGAGUGAAUACCUCCAUGUAUCCUCCAUAUUGGGCCAGUCGCUCUUGCAAGCGUGGGUGUACAUAGCUCUAGCCGUUAUCUUUGCUGGCAGUGCAGCAGUGCUAGUGAUAACAUACGCGCCUUACGCCUUUCACACCGGGAUACCCGAGAUCAAAGCUAUAUUACGUGGCUAUGUCUUCGAUGCAUUCCUUAGCCCUUGGACGCUCUUCAUCAAGGCCCUGGGUCUUGCUCUCGCAGUAGCUUCGGGACUGUCACUUGGCAAAGAAGGCCCGCUGGUCCACGUCUCCUGCUGCAUGGCAUUUCUAUUGUCUCGGAUUUUCAAGGUCAAGCAGAACGAGUCCCAGAAGCGCAAGUUGCUCGCUGCGGCUGCGGCGGCGGGUGUCUCUGUCGCAUUCGGUAGUCCUCUGGGCGGCGUACUGUUUGGCCUGGAGGAGCUGGACACCUUUGCCUUCAGCAACGAGAACGACGUCAUGUGGCGCGGGUUCGUCACCAGUGUCAUAGCCGCUGUGACCUUGCAGUAUAUGGACCCGUUUGGCACGUCCAAGCUCGUUCUUUUCGAGGUGUCUGGCACGGUGAGCGGUACGUGGAGGGCGUUUGAGCUGAUUCCAUGGAUGCUACUGGCUGUUGUCGGUGGCGUAGUCGGCUCGUUUCUGAUCAGGCUGAAUGCCGCUGCAGCUGUGUACAGGAGAAAUAGUUCAAUUUACGACUGGCCAGUGCUCGAGGUGGUUUCGUUUGCCGCACUGACUGGCGCUAUUUGCUACUUGGUCGUCUUUCUACGUGCGCAAACAUCAGAGCUGGUGGCGAACUUAUUUCAAGAAUGUGAUGUGACAAAGGGAGACUACCACGGGCUGUGCAACCCUACCGCCCUCUGGCACAAUGUCUUCUUGUUAAUCCUGACGGCUGUGGUGAAAGUUGGGCUAACGGCUUGGACCUUUGGCAUGAUGAUUCCAGCGGGUAUUUUCCUGCCUACCAUUGCCAUUGGCGCGUGCUUCGGGCGCGCAGUCGGCCUUCUGACGCAAGGGCUGCAGCGCGCAUAUCCGUCUGCAGUAAUAUUUUCCUCGUGUCCUCCAGACGCGACCAUACGCUGCAUCUCCCCAGGUUUCUACGCCGUCGUCGGCGCGGCAGCGAUGCUGGGCGGGGUGACACGCAUGACAGUCUCGCUCGUGGUGAUCAUGUUUGAGCUGACAGGUGCGCUCUCGCACGUGCUACCAAUCAUGAUCUCCGUUGUCGUCAGCAAAUGGGUCGCGGACGCGCUUGGCCGGGACGGGAUCUACACCGUCUGGAUCGCGAUGCGGCGCUAUCCGUGGCUUCCGCCGGACGAGUACCGUGAUCAGGGGCAGACGGCCGCGCAGAUCGUGAAGCCCGCGUCCGACAUCGUCGUCCUCCGUGACGGCUCGCCGCCCACGCUCGGCGAACUCCUCGCGUUCGUGCGCCGGUACCACUUCCAUGGCUUCCCUGUCGUUGCAGGGGACGAGGACGUGCUUGUUGGGUUCGUCGUACGGGAGAAGCUUAGGAUUUAUCUGGAACGCUUAGUCACGGAGGACGUUGACGGUGCGCUUACGGAAGCGCAGAGGUGGACCUUUAUCAAGGCUGCUGCCGCCGCCGACAAUGAGCUUGUGAACCUUGCACCGUUGCUGGACGAAGCUGUGCUCCAGCUGCGAAAAGAUGUCCCUCUGCAGCUGGUCGUGAAUAUGUUCCAGAAGAUGAAUCUCCGCCAUGUGCUGUUCUCCCAGGAAGGGAAGCUUACAGGCUUGGUGACGAAGACAGACAUUGUAUGGCUGCUGACGGCGCAUUCGCCACACACUGGUCAGUUAGCAGGUGACACCAUCGAUCAAUAGGUAUCGAGGACAUACAAGCACAUAUAUAUCUACGUGCUAUCUAGGAUUAUAUGGCAAUAUAAU
This is a messenger RNA of Phanerochaete carnosa HHB-10118-sp, 2486 nucleotides long. RefSeq lists its product as uncharacterized. Gene Ontology annotation, cellular component: membrane; early endosome; Golgi apparatus. The record is from RefSeq and is a predicted model, not a curated record. Gene Ontology annotation, molecular function: voltage-gated chloride channel activity. The transcript has 18 exons. NCBI's taxonomy places the organism in Eukaryota, Fungi, Basidiomycota, Agaricomycetes, Polyporales, Phanerochaetaceae. The coding region runs from base 105 to 2423 and encodes 772 amino acids. Gene Ontology annotation, biological process: transmembrane transport; chloride transport.